This is a messenger RNA of Clunio marinus, 348 nucleotides long. The record is from the annotation of a GenBank genome assembly. Lineage: Eukaryota; Metazoa; Arthropoda; Insecta; Diptera; Chironomidae.
AUGAAGAUGAAAGCGAAAUGUCGAGUGAUAUUGUCGAUAUUUGAGAAAGGCAUCGGUGAAAAACGAAACAACAUCAAUUCAAUAUGUUUCAAUCUUUCUCUCUGCUGCCUUAUUGUGCUGUCUCCAGAAAAAGGAAUAAAAAAGGACAGCAUUGCUAGAAUGAGACAAUUUCUAAUUUUUAUUCAUUUUCCAUCCCUGAAGACUGAUGAAUUAAUUAAUGGAAAUUGUGAAAUGAUAUUUUUGCGACAAGAAAUGGAACAUGAGAAUAAAAUAUGUGAUGAAGAGAAAGCAAGCGCAAAUUCCAAAUAUCAAAACUCAAAGCAAAUUAUUAAAUAUGAAAUUCUUUAA